Molecule: messenger RNA, 2645 nt
Organism: Bursaphelenchus okinawaensis
Lineage: Eukaryota; Metazoa; Nematoda; Chromadorea; Rhabditida; Aphelenchoididae
Source: the annotation of a GenBank genome assembly
AUGGUUAAAUUUGUGGUCUCGAGACAUUGUGGUUUAGCUCGAAUUGGACGUCUGACUGAAUGGGGAUUGCCUUCACGAAUCGAUCCCGACGACAAAAUGCAAUGUAUAUUAGACCAUCAAACACCCACCUUCAUGGUGUACACACGAGGUGGACAUGUACCACACCUAACCUGGGACACGUUUAAUACCAAGGUUAAUAUACAACAAAGGCCAAUAUUUCAUGUCUCUUACGGCAGUGUGUAAGUUGUGUUAGGUGAACUAAAGUAGCUUUUUCGUUCGUUUUUUCACACAUUAACGAUCUAACUAGAAUCAAGCUAUGUAGAUCUGUUGUUGAGCACGUACGCUCAAUAGCGAGUAGCUAUCUCGCAUGACGAGUGUUUUGUUGUUUUCAGAUCCGAACUCAUGCAACACUGCCGGAAGACAAACAAACCGUUGUCCGAUUACAUGGGAAUGCCAGUAAGUAACAGGCACACGUGAACAAUAUUGUUUCAGGAGGAUGCGCUGGUCCAUUUCAGCUUGUUCGACCCUCUGGGGAAGCGAGUCACUGGACUGAAUCGAACCAAGGACAUAGCCAUCUGGACAAAGGGGGGCAAGCAAAUGGUAUGUUUGAUUACAUUAGGAAAAUGUUUUUCUUAUUAGGCAGGACUUUGUGGCAGAUUUGACAAUUUUUCUAAUUUCAGAUAAAUGUAGAGUCAUAUAAAGACAUUGUGACAACGGUACAAGCAAAUACAGUAGGGUCUAUGCUAGACUAUGCCACGCCGCCUUCAUGUCAUAACAAACGUUUGUCGAAAGCAGUACAACGAACCACUGCCUUCUGGGAUGAAGCGUACAACUUUGAAACGUUAUACGUAAGGUUUAGACAUAUACGCCUAAUUAAUUACGUAAUUUAAAACUUAAGGAUGAAUAACGAUAUAGUUAAGUAUGGACCAAGACAAUUCAGGUACAAAUAUGACUUAUGUUUUUAGUGCGCACCGUUCCUAACACUAGGAGGUGGUCAAAGUCACUUUCACCGAGCUACAUUAUCCAAAACAGCCGCAGUUAGUACUCAUGCCGCUGGCUACGCAGUGGAUUUACUGGAGUACUCUCAUAACACAAAUAAUGAUACGAAACGACCAUUUAAUGUUGAGGAGAUAUCAGAUCUACUUCAACACUCAUUCGUAAGUAAAGUCAUAUUGAACAAGAAAAAAAGGUUUUAUCUACUUGUACAGUCUAGAUUAGCUUCUGUACUCCAAAUGACUGUAUAAGUAAAUUAUUGUUUCAGGAUGGUCUACCGGUGAAUAAGCCUCGGUUAGUAGAAGGGGCCUUUGAUCCCACGGAAAUAUUCGAAUUGAUACGAUUAGGAGUCGACAUCUUCGACACAUCGUACGCCAUUCUGAUGGCCGAACAAGGCAAGGCAUUCCGGGUAUCAGAUGAAUUUCCUCAAGAAAACACAUUUAAAACCACCGAUUUUACCUCAGAUACGUAAGUCAUCUGAAUUAUUUGACGUAUAGUCAUGCCUGACUCUACUGGUUAAGACUUAAAGUUCAAUCUAGUAACAAUAAAGCAGACAGUGUAUCAAUUACUCAAAAAGUAAUGUUACAGUAUAAUCAAAAGCAAUGUUUUUAGUUAUCAAAAUGAUCUCACGCCCAUUGUUGACGAUUGUACUUGUUACUCAUGCUCUAAUUACACCAAAGCCUACCUAACACAUCUCUUUAACACACACGAACUAUUGGGGCCAAUGCUUACAGUAAUGUAAGUUUAUUAACAGUCAAUGUAGAUAGAAAGCUAAUGAUACGCGUAGUAUGCUAUUGAUGAAUAUUACUCAAGCGAGUACUUAUUGCAAAUUUUUUGGGAGUACUUAAUCAAGCUUGAUAAUUACUUCCAAAAGGCAUGGUAUUUUAUGAAUUAUGAACUUACAGUAGAUCUACUGUAACCCUACCGUACCACCGUUUGAUAAAUAGGAGCCAGCUUUAAAACAAAAAGAAAUACGAUACGAAGAAACAUACUUGAGUGCAAAGAUAUGAUAAAAUUUAGAUAAAAGUUUAUUGAACGUAAUACGAAAUUUAUACUGUAGUUUACUUGGCCCUGAACAUUCUGCUUAUCUUUGGUUCUUCGGAUGCCUUCUUCAUAAGAGCUUGUUUUGCACUAUUUCCAAGUCCAUUUCUCAUCGCGGCAAUACCCAAGGCAACUGUCCUGAAAUAGAACUUAAAUUAGCUAUGAUAAUAUAGAGGAAAUAGAGCUUAUAAGCCAAAAAUCGCGGCCGUCCAAAAUUUUUGUGUAUCCAGAACCGCCUUGGUAGUGAAUGUUCAUUGCAUAGUACUGUAAAUUAUAAAGCAAAGCAUAGGACUGUACCUUACAAAGCAAAGUGUAGUACUGUAACUUAUAAAACAAAUCGUAUUACUGCAACUUUCUAUAAAACUUACAUAUCGCAAAAUCGUUGCGACAAGGGAGAGAUUCGGCGCACCAGCAUCAGCGAUACGAUGAAGAUGCAAACAGUACAAAGGUUUAACAUGCCCGACCCCAUCAUGAACAUCCAGGUGUAGCCCUGGAGGGUUUCGCGUAGCGGCGAACAGUCACUAGACAUUCUUUUCAGACACAACCUCUCCGAGUUCGACCGGUUUUUUGAAAUGCUCCGCCGAUUCCUCCGCUCCGACCAGUCGUGGUGA